Messenger RNA from Pseudonaja textilis, 1945 nucleotides. Lineage: Eukaryota; Metazoa; Chordata; Lepidosauria; Squamata; Elapidae. The record is from RefSeq and is a predicted model, not a curated record.
GGCCCCCCUUCUUGCCACUUCUAGCUUGUCCAGGAUGCAGCCGAACAGAGAGACUUCGGAUGAACUAGCCAUCAUUGAUGAGCUGAUUAAAGAAGAUGGUUUUGGUGAGGACGGGGCCCCCAAGUUGAUUCCCAGAAGCACCAACUUCGCCCCGUCGGAGAUGGAAAGAGCUGGAAGGAUGAGCCUCUUGCUGGAGCCUUAUGGGGUCUCGGACCUCCCUACUCCGGGCUCACCCCAGGAUUCCUUCCCCCAACAGCUGUCCCGGACCCUCAAUAGUUUGUCUUUGCAGCCCCAGCUGGUUCCGAGGGGGCUGCCGCCCCUUCCGCUGCCCUCCAGCCGGGAUUUGGACGCUCUUUGGCCAGCUCCCGGCCCUUCGGGGUGUUCCACGGUGGCCCCAAAACCUCUGGAUGAAACGAUGCGUGACCCGCCCAAACUGGUGAUCAUCGAGCAGCCGAAACAACGGGGGAUGCGCUUCCGGUAUCAGUGCGAAGGACGGUCAGCCGGGAGCAUUUUGGGAGAAGGGAGCAGCGAGACCAACAAAACGCUGCCCACCAUUGAGCUGCAGAACUUUGAGGGGAUCCCGGAAGUGAAAGUGACGGCUUGCUUGGUCUGGAAGGACUGGCCUUAUCGUAUCCACCCUCACAGCCUGGUAGGGAAGGACUGCAACAACGGGCUCUGUGAAGUGACCCUGAAGCCUCGAAUCAAUGCCAGGCAUAGGUAUAUCGCUCCGUCUCCGAGACAGAGGGUUUGGGGUGUUGAAAUGAUGAUGAUGGCCUGGGAUGACCCCAGAGUGGGAUACAAAAGCGACAGAGUCACCAAAACGGCGUUGCUUCUCCAUCUUUACUUUGCAGAAGACAUCUCUGUCAUUUUCCGGAAAGACGCUUGGGAGGGCAGAGCUGAUUUUUCCCAAGCGGACGUCCAUCGGCAGAUUGCCAUUGUGUUUAAGACUCCUCCUUACCAACACCUGGACAUCCUGGAGCCCGUGGAAGUGGAGGUCUACCUGCGUCGCUUGACAGACAGCGUUUCCAGCGAACCGUUCAUGUUCACCUACCUGCCCAAAGAUACAGAUACAUACCGGGUCAACAAAAAACGGAAGCAAGGGAUGCCUGAUGUCCUGGGAGAACUUUCUGGUCCAGAUCCUCAUGGGAUUGAAGCAAAAAGGAAGAAGAAGAAGCCCGACUAUAUGGACCAUUUCAACUUGACUCCUUCAGCAGACUUCUCCCUGCCCUCUCCGGACGACCGGGGUUUCCAGGCCAGCAUGGAGCGCAUCACGUUGCCGGAUCUCUUUGAGGAAUUUGGUCGUUUUCCCAGCUUUUCACCUUACAGCGGCCCCAGCUUGAGCGAUGUGGUGCUGCCUUCUUCUACGAGCUACGAAGAGAGAGCGGAACGGGAAUUCUUGCUUGAUGCUUAUUCGGUCCAUUCGGGCAUCACCAUCCCUCUGCCGCUGCCUGGAGAUUGUGAUCCCGAAGGUGUGGCGACCUUGGUGGGAAGCAGCAUGUUCCCCAGUCAGUACAAAGAGGACGAAGAAGAUCUAGAAACGGAGAACAUCGCAGACGUGUGACGGAAGGGCCCUAGUCUCUCCACGUUGGGGGAGAAACCAAGAAAAAGACUUUUUCCUUGCUGACAACCGAAGGAGGGAAAAGUUGGUAGUGAUCUCUGCGGGACGGCACUCUCUGUGAGAAGGCGACUGGAGAAAACACGGAAGGGAAAAAGAUUGCACUCCUUGUGGAAUAAUCCUAGAAGAGAAACGGCAUCUUCGAGUGGGAGGGACUUCCUGUUUUCUCUUCCUCGAUUCUCUCACAGCGCGUAAACUCCGAGCAGCGAGAACAGGAGGGAUCUUCGAAUGCCCGUGACGCUGCAGGAUGGUUUCUUGCCUUUGGCUUAGUGUGCACAAACCUAGGUUGAAAAAUAAUAUAGGUAGUCCUCGAAUUACAACCACACAACG